This is a messenger RNA of Gadus chalcogrammus (walleye pollock), 2532 nucleotides long. RefSeq names its product pyroglutamylated RFamide peptide receptor b (gene qrfprb). Lineage: Eukaryota; Metazoa; Chordata; Actinopteri; Gadiformes; Gadidae. The transcript is spliced from 6 exons. The coding region runs from base 1 to 1362 and encodes 453 amino acids. Gene Ontology annotation, molecular function: neuropeptide Y receptor activity; peptide binding. Gene Ontology annotation, cellular component: membrane. Gene Ontology annotation, biological process: G protein-coupled receptor signaling pathway. The record is from RefSeq and is a predicted model, not a curated record.
AUGGCCACCUCCACUGAGUCCGGACAGCGCUACACUAAAAUCACCCCCGAGGUCCUGAAGGAGAUGCUGCAGCUCUACAACCUCAGCCGCCAGGAGUUCAUCGACUCGUAUAACAUCCAGCCUCUGGUGUACGUCCCCGAGUUGCCGUACAGCGUGAAAACGACUUUUGUGAUCAUGUACGCCCUGAUAUUCGUCCUGGCUCUGGUGGGUAACAGUUUGGUGGUUUACAUUGUGGUGAAAAAGCGCGCCGUGCAGACCGCCACCAACAUCUUCAUCUGCUCCUUAGCGGUGAGCGACCUGCUCAUCACUUUCUUCUGCGUCCCAUUCACUCUCUUGCAAAAUAUCUCCUCAGAGUGGCUCGGAGGGGUUCUGGUAUGCAAAACGGUUCCAUUUGUGCAGACCACAGCCAUAGUCACAGGGAUCUUGACAAUGACCUGCAUCGCCAUCGAGAGGUACCAAGGAAUUGUGUAUCCACUCAAAAUGAGGAGGCAGUACACAUCCAGGAGAGCCUACAAAAUGCUAGGGAUAGUGUGGAUUGCAUCAGUGAUGGUGGGCUCUCCAAUACUGUUUGUACAACAACUAGAAGUGAAGUAUGACUUCCUGUACGACCACUACCACGUGUGCUGCCAGGAGAGCUGGCCCUCGCUGGCCCAGCGCCAGGUGUACACCACCUUCAUCAUGGUGGCGCUCUUCCUGCUGCCGCUGCUCACCAUGAUGUUCCUGUACACGCGCAUCGCCAUCGAGCUGUGGAUCCGCAAGCGAGUGGGCGACUCGUCUGUCCUCAACACCAUGAACCAGAGGGAGAUCAGCAAGAUCUCCCGGAAGAAGAAGCGAGCGGUGAAGAUGAUGGUGAUCGUGGUGCUGCUCUUCACAGUCUGCUGGGCUCCGUUCCACACGGUCCACAUGCUCUAUGAAUACAGCGACCUGGAGGAGAAGUACGAGGAGGUGACACUCCACACCAUCAUCGCCGUGGUGCAGGCGGUGGGCUUCUUCAACAGCUUCAACAACCCCAUCGUGUACGCCUUCAUGAACGACAACUUCAAGAAGAGCUGCGUUUCCACGCUGUCCCUCUGCCUCCGCAAGCGUGGGGCCCCAGGCAGGGGCCACGCCAAUGCCGCCGCCAAUGCCGCCGUCGGCCCCGCCGCAAACCUCAUCGUCCACUUCAGGCCCCUGCGGCGGGAGGCCUUCCUGAAGACCGCCGACGGCUCCGAGAACCGCCACGGCGGCGACGAUGGCGGACGUCAGGGCCCGUCGGGCUCCUCCCACGGCUGCAGCUCGCUGGGCGUGAUCGGGGACAAGGCGUCCACCAUGCAGUCCCAGCUGCCCGGGAGCAGCAGCGGUGGCGGCGGGAUCACCAAAUGAGGGAGGGACUUCUCGUGGGGGAAGUCCGGGAUCACUCUGCCUGCCCCCCCGUCAGAGCUCCGAUGGGUCGCGGGCCGCCGACCGGUCGACGGCCGCCACGUCGUAACGUUGAACGUGGGCGGGCACAAGAAUGGAAACCCGGUUCUGAGCCGGGAUAGAGUGGGAACAAGUGCAGUGACGAGCCGUGUGGCGCCCCGGCCUGCGUCUUGUUCUUUUGUAUGUUGACCGAUCCGGUUACGAUUGUCUUUUGAAUGUCACGACUGAAGCAUUAAAAGCCAUAUUGUGUUCUCACUGUCCAUGAACAGUAUAGAUAUAUAUCGAUAUAUAUUCUCUGUGUAUGAAACACGGUUACACACUACCUGAAAACCAUACGGAAUGGAAAAAAUGACAAGCAGCCACAGGGAGGGUUCGAUCACAUAGCUAGCUAUACCUCAGAGGAUACACUUUCUGCUUUCUCUCAGUAAGGGUUACUUAAUGAAAAGUGUGUUUUUGGAAGGUAUCCAAAUCUGAUAGUGUGUGUGCAUUAGUUACCUGCCGCUUGUUGAGAAUGGAUGAACUGUAUUUUGUUCAGAUAAUAGUGAUUGCGUUAUGUACAAAACAUGACAGGAAUUAGUGUCUUGGUUGUUGCAAUUUAUUCACCAGUGCUUAGAUGUGAUACACAAAAUACACCAGCAACACUGUUUUAAAGCCCAAAACGAAAAUUCACGUACAGACAUUGUUCUUGUAAAUAGAGCAUACAUAUGCAACCACAGGGUAGCUUCAAACCUAAGACCAGAGGUCCAAUUCUGCAUCAUUCAUGGUAAUAGCUCAAUUUACACAAGCAAAAGUGUUUAGCUUCGUGAAUAUGAGAAUGUGUGCGUUGAUUUAUACAAAUGUUUAUCAUUUAUAUUAUAUUUUUAAAGGUUCGAUAUAUAUAUAUAUAUACGCACACUAUAAAAUCUAUCAAGGAUCAGAGUGGCAGAAAACGUGUAGUAUUUAAGUCUUCAAGAGAAUGUCUUCAAAUGAAUGGAGCUAACCAGGGAGAAUCUGUGCAUCAGCCACUCAACCCCUCUCUUCAUCAGGGUACACUGUAGAUGCUGCACUGGGAUGGACUUUGAGGAGAAAUUUCUGAAUUGUCUAUCUGAGGCCUCCUAUUUUAUAAAACUGUAAUUUAAUUUUGUUUUGUGGAAU